Molecule: messenger RNA, 2001 nt
Organism: Anthostomella pinea
Lineage: Eukaryota; Fungi; Ascomycota; Sordariomycetes; Xylariales; Xylariaceae
Source: the annotation of a GenBank genome assembly
AUGCACUUCCAAGAAGCCGGCCGGACCAUCAUCUUGCGAGGUGUCAACCUUGCCGAUGGUAAGUUUCCGUACGAACAGCCCUCUUAUCACCUCGAGUUCCUGGCCAGCGAGAUCGCGUCGGAGUGUACGUAUGUCGACACCCCGCUCAAGCUCGAGGACGCACCUCAUCACCUUCACAAACUGCGUUACCUAGGCUUCAACGUCCUGCGUGUGCCUGUCGUCUGGGAGGCCCUAGAACACUCCGGUCCUGGUAUAUACGACGAAAAGUAUAUCGAACAUGUCGUCAAGCUAGCGCAGCUAUGUAACGAACAUGGCUUCAAAGUCAUCAUCAAUCCUCACCAAGACCUGUGGUCCAGAUUUGCAGGCGGGUCCGGGGCGCCGCUAUGGACCCUCCACGCCUGCGGACUUGACCCGGCCUACUUUGGCGAGACUCACGCAUCGGUCCGAUAUGCGGAUUGGCCUAUGGACAGCGAGACGAAAGAUCCGAAGUCCAUUCCCAACAUGAUGUGGACGACCAACCACAACAGACUUGCGGCAUGCACCCUGUUUUCGCUCUUCUUCGGAGGGCGGGACUUUGCUCCGAAAUGCCAGAUCGAUGGGCUCAGCAUUCAGGAGUACCUCCAGAAACACUACUUCGCUGCAUAUGCCAAACUAGCGGAGAGGCUAGGUGACCUGCCAUAUGCCUACGAUAGCAUGAAUGAGCCGGAAGCCGGGUACAUCGGCUGGAACGACCUGAACAAGAAUGAGAGGGACAACACUGCUAAGAUUGGGAGCACACCAACCCCCAUACAGAGCAUGCGGUUGGGCAUGGGACUGGCUCAGACGGUGGACGAGUACAGGCUAGGCCAAACAGGACCUCAUAAGACGGGGACCAUCGAGAUCAAGCCCAAGCACUCUUGUUGGCUGAAGCAAGAAGAUCCCAGGUGGAAGUGGAAGAGGGCUGAUUCUUGGCCGCUCAACACUUGCGUCUGGGCUCUGAAUGGUGUAUGGGAUGUGACCACGGGCGAGCUGAAGAAGGCCAACUACUUCGACGACCUCCCCGAGAUGUCAGACGCCGCAACCCGAGCAGAGAACAAGGUGGGGGGACCCCUGUCUUUCAUAUCCUCUUACUGGCAAGAGUUUCACCAGAGAUGGUCUCAGACUAUGCGAAAGUAUUCUCCCAACGCCAUCAUGUUCAUCCAGCCAUCCGUCUUCUCCCCUCCACCGCCGCGGGACGAGCCCCUUAUCGCCUACAGCCCUCAUUUCUACGACGGGCUGACCAUCAUGCGAAAGCAUUGGCACGAGCGGUGGAACGCUGAUGUUGUAGGUCUGCUGCGAGGCAACUAUGGCAGCAAGAUGUUCGGUCUCCGCGUAGGUAAGGGCAACGUCAGGAAGGUCAUCUCAGCCCAGAUUGGCGAACUGGCGCACGAUGUCAAGUUGCCGACGUUGAUCGGAGAGACCGGCAUCCCGUUCAACCUGGACGACGACAAGGCUUACCGCGACGGCGACUACUCUAGCCAGGUCAAAGCCUUGGACACCAUCUUGGGCGGGUGCGAUGACCAUCUUCUCAGCUUCACGGUUUGGGCGUACUCUGCUAUCAACACCCAGAAGUGGGGAGACCAUUGGAACGGCGAGGACUUGUCUCUCUACUGUGCCGAGACUGGCUCCUUCCCCAAUCACCCCUUCCUGCGCGGUGCUCGCGCUCCAGCUGCCUGGUGCCGACCUUACGCGGAAUCGCUCACGGGUGAACCCAAGUCGAUGUCGUUUGAUGUCAGCACUGGCAAAUUCGAGCUAGAAAUCGAGUCCAAAGAGCCAGGGUAUGCCGUCGUAUACGUACCUUGGCUACACUACAAGAAAUCCGACGAUCCGGAAGAGGUCGAUCUGGAUGUGAAGAUCUCGGAGGGAGACUGGUCAGUCAAAGGACAGUACCUUCGAUGGGACUAUAUGAAAGGAGGAAAGCUCAAGUUGUCAAGAGCCGGAGGGGCUCUGUCGCCUGAGCAACUUGGUACUAUCGUUAAGUGA